GACCGACGUCGGUUGAUCUAGCUAGCAACUUUGCAUGUAAUUUUAAGUCGUUUGAAUAAUGUUUAUAGUCAUGAUCUAAUUUCACAAGAUUCACAAAGGGUUUUGAACAGACUUUGAACCCUGUGAGUCGGGUGAAAGGUCAAGCGGCCAUCUUUGAAGCGAUCCAGAGAGCUGUGGUGGUUUCUAGAAUGCUAGUUAACUAGCUACUAUACUAGUACUGUAGCUAACGAAGAAACGUACGUUUCAAAGUAACGUUACAGCUACAUGUAUUCAAACGGCACAUUGCUAAAUUAUAAAUAGAUGUAUUGUUAACCUCAAAAAGUUGUGGGGUGUGUAACGGUACAUCAAAUAGUACUUUCUGGGCACAUCAUGUCUUCUUUUUCUGAGUCUGCGUUGGAGAAGAAGCUUUCGGAGCUCAGCAACUCUCAGCAAAGUGUACAGACGCUGUCUCUGUGGAUCAUUCAUCAUCGUAAACACUCGCCGCUCAUCGUCAAAGUAUGGCACAGAGAACUGAAGAAAGCAAAAAGCAGCAGGAAGUUGACUUUCCUUUAUCUUGCCAAUGACGUGAUUCAAAACAGCAAGAAGAAAGGUCCAGAGUUCGCCAAAGACUUUGAGACAGUCCUUGUUGACGCUUGCUCUCAUGUUGCAAGAGAGGCAGAUGAUGGCUGUAGAAGGCCCAUCGACAGGCUGCUCACUAUCUGGCAGGAGCGCAGCCUCUACAAGGCAGAGUUCAUCCAGCAGCUGAAGCUCGCUAUCGAAGACUCAAACAGCCCCCAACACCAACCCACAGAGGAGAAGAAGGCCCCUAAACGGACCUAUCAGAAGAUGAUCCAAGAGCCGGAGGAAGAGGAAGAAGAUGACUACAGGGGCAACAUGUCCCCACAGAAUUCAGACUUCUCAGGGCCACAGCUGACGGAGGAGCUGGUCAAAGCCCUGCAGGACCUGGAGAAUGCAGCCUCGGGUGAUGCUGCGGUGCGCCAGAAGAUUGCCUCUCUGCCACAGGAGGUGCAGGAUGUGUCCCUGCUGGAGAAGAUCACAGAUAAAGAGGCAGCUGAUAAACUGUCCAAGACAGUGGAUGAGGCCUGUCUACUGCUGGCUGAGUAUAACGGACGUCUGGCUGCUGAGCUGGAGGACAGGAGGCAGCUGGCGCGCAUGCUGACCGAGUACAUCGGUAGCCAGAAGGAAGCCCUCACAGAGAGGGAGAAGAAACUAGAAGAGUACAAACAGAAGCUGGCACGAGUCACGCAGGUGCGCAAGGAGCUCAAGUCUCACAUCCAGAGCCUGCCUGACCUCUCUCUGCUGCCCAAUGUGACGGGAGGCCUGGCCCCUCUACCCUCUGCUGGAGACCUGUUCUCCACCGACUGAGUUUCCUGCUCCCUGUCACAACCUGCCUCUCGCCAGGGCACACACUCCCUGUCGAACCCGCUCACUAGCUACUGAACCCAAGGGAGAGACUGAGAGAGACAUUGGAAGCUUGGGGACAUCCCUGGUGGGAGAGACAAUGGUUGUUGAAGAUUCCGUUCCACCAGCUUGGACAAAUCUCCUUUACAUUUUUAUUCUGAACGCCAGUCAAACGCUAGCUAACUGAUUCUGUGUUGAAGAGGAAUGUUUUGUCAUUAGCCAAUCCCCAUUUUUGUGUUCAUAUGGUGAGAUGGUGGCUCGCACACGCACUAGAUCAUGUGUCAAACUCAUUCCACGGAGGGUCAACUGUCUGUGGGUUUUCACUCUUCCCUUGUACUUGAUUGAUGAAAUAAGGUCACUAAUUAGUAAAGAAAUCCCCUCACCUUGUUUCUGUGUCUUAGGGAAAAGCAAAAACCCUCCAUGGAAUGAGUUUGACACCCCUGCACUAGAUCGUCGAGACAGCUUUGUGAAGAGACACAUCACAUUUAUUUUAACGGCUUUAAGUUGGUUGCUUUUUAAUGUUGAUGAAAUUUCAGGUGAUUUUUUGUUAAGGUGUAUGUAGGGAGGGGGCCUGUUUUUCCAUGUAGGUUGUCAUUAUUUACCAUUAUCUGUAAUUCCAGUUCAACACACAACAAUAUCCUUACCUUCAGGUUUGUCAUACAUAGCACUGAGUGGCCAAUCAUUGGUCAAUAACAUUUCAUCCAUGUAGUGGUGUUUCUCAAUCCAUUGUGAAAUAGUUUAGCCCUCAGACAAGUGAUUGAUUGAAGUUAUUUGAGCAAACUUGGGGCAGAUUGAGAUGCUCACUGUCUUUGCUGAGCUCUGCUGAUGUCAUCCUUUGUCACAGAUGAUUGUAUCACUUGGUACAAAUGUCAAACUAAGAGGCUUUUCAGGACUGGGCCCGGCCACUACUUAUUCAGCAUUAUUCAGACUUUUUUGAAGAGUAGCAGAAAGUUAACAUGGUUCGUUCUGUCACUAGUUUGGAUUAUGGGCACAGACCUGAGAGAUAAGUGUUUCCCCAUGUUGAAGAAUAGUAAUACGACAUCUGCCCAUGGAAAUGUUGCUUUACUACAGAUGGUAGACCUGUGUGGCAUGUAUUUCUCUCUGCCAAUGCUUUACUACAGAUGGUAGACCUGUGUGGCAUGUAUUUCUCUCUGCCGAUGAUUUACUACAGAUGGUAGACCUGUGUGGCAUGUAUUUCUCUCUGCCGAUGCUUUACUACAGCAGUAAUUUCACUUAUAAAAUAAUUCCAUGGAUAGAAAUAAAAUGGAACCAUUUGGAAAGAGCUGUGCUAACUGGUUUAUACUCUGAGUAAUGUGACAUUGAUACGCUGGACCUGUUAAUUUUUUUGGGGUGGACGUUUGGAAUCUAUCGACUUUCACCAGCGUCUUCCGACUGGUGGCGUCACUCAUCCAUGAAGACAAUGGACUUUCACAGCGUUCACGAAAAUAAUAUAUAUAUAUAUAUAUAUAUAUAUAUAUAUAUAUAUA
Molecule: messenger RNA, 2888 nt
Organism: Oncorhynchus tshawytscha (Chinook salmon)
Lineage: Eukaryota; Metazoa; Chordata; Actinopteri; Salmoniformes; Salmonidae
Product: regulation of nuclear pre-mRNA domain-containing protein 1B
Exons: 8
Coding region: 370-1365 (331 amino acids)
Biological process (GO): mRNA 3'-end processing
Cellular component (GO): RNA polymerase II, holoenzyme
Molecular function (GO): RNA polymerase II complex binding
Source: RefSeq, a predicted model, not a curated record